UCAGGCUGUGCUCUAUGCCCUGUUGAUGUCACAAUCCCAAGCUCAUGUGGCUUAAUUCUUUACUUCUUUCUACCUUAGCCACAGAUAGUCUUUUUCCCCCUCUACAUAAACUCUGGAAGCAUUAUAUCCGGGACCUGUGCGGUGGUCUCAAGCCAGACACGCAGCCGCACAUGGUUCAGACCAAGCUGUUGAAGGCAAAUCUUCACGGGGCUCUCGUUUCAGUCACAAAGUCCAAAUGCCCGUCCUAUGUGGGUGUUACAGGAAUCCUCGUACAGGAAACAAAGCACGUUUUCAAAAUCCUCACCAAAGAAGACCGCCUGAAAGUUAUCCGCAAGAUAAACUGUGUAUUCGCAGUGAAAACCAAUGGCUUCAUUUCCUAUAUUUAUGGAAGCAAAUUCCAGAUUCGGUCAAGUGAACGAUUUAACAAGAAAUUCAAAGCAAAGGGAACAGCUGACCUGUGAGCUCUCUGCUGCGGAGACGGCUGUUUGGGACCCCAAGGACCGGGGACACCUGCGUGCCCACCUUUCAGCGGAGACACGGCUGGGCUGGUUCUGCUUCUAGAUCACCCCCAGCCCGUUAACACCAGAGUUAAGAACAGUUCGUCAUCUGGGAAGAAAUGCGCCUUACUGAGCAAAGUCAGGGAACGGAGGGGUGUCUUUCUGGGUGAUGACGGGUGUGCAUUGCUCCCCUGAGAGAAAAUCCUGGCAGGAUCGGCACAGGUUGACCUGACUGGUGGCAUUAUUAGGUUUUUAUUUCUCUUUUAUCCUUUUCUCUGUUUCUGAGUGUUCUGUGAUGAAUCCAUUGUUUAUGUAAUGAUAAAAUAC
Molecule: messenger RNA, 824 nt
Organism: Lontra canadensis (Northern American river otter)
Lineage: Eukaryota; Metazoa; Chordata; Mammalia; Carnivora; Mustelidae
Product: ribonuclease P protein subunit p29-like
Exons: 4
Coding region: 45-461 (138 amino acids)
Biological process (GO): tRNA 5'-leader removal; rRNA processing
Cellular component (GO): ribonuclease P complex; ribonuclease MRP complex
Molecular function (GO): ribonuclease P RNA binding
Source: RefSeq, a predicted model, not a curated record